GUUGUCGGGUCCAUUCAAUAUCUUACUUGAAAAGCUUACCGCAGUGCGCGGAGCGCCCAAGUGAAGGAACUUAACUGGAGGUGUCUUCUAGAGGGUUGUACUGUUCAGUUACAUUUUUGGGGGUGACGACGAAGGCAUGAGCAGUUUUAAUGAUAUGCAACCUAGCACAUCAGCGCCGACGGGGCCGCCAGGCUCACUAAGGCUUCCGCAAUGUUGUGGCUCGGCCCGUGUAGAUUUCAAUAUCAAUGACCCUUGCUAUGUGUUUCAUACAUUAACAAAUACAACCGGCGAUCUAGUUGCCGCUUCGGUGUCGAAUAACACUAUUAAGUUGUACCAGCCGAGCGGGCCGCAGCUGUCGCUUGUGGGCGAGUUGCGAGGGCAUUCCAGCACCAUCACAGACCUGGCGUUCGGGGGGAGCAGCCAGCCUGGCAUCGUGAUGUCAUCUUCAGCAGACGGGACUGUUGUCUCCUGGGACGUACGGACGGGGCAACCAACAGAGACGUACAAGGUGCAGGGUCAGGAGGUCUUCUCCUUCUCCAGCCUGGGGCACGUGCUAGCAGCGGGGACCGCGGGGGAGGUGCGGUUCUGGGACCGGCGAACACGCCAGCAGCUGGCCACGCUGGAUGACACGCAUGCGGAGGACGUGACCCAGGUGCGCUUCCACGAAAGCGGCCGGAUACUGAGCGGCUCCACGGACGGCUUGAUAGCGGUGCACGACGUGUCAAAGUCCUUCAUUGACGAUGACGUUUUCCAGGCCGCAAUCAACGUCAACAACUCCGUGGAGGAGUUUGGGCUGUACGGCACGGACGGCGGCAAGCUGUGGAUCCGCACUGGCACGGAAAGUGUGCUGCUGUGGGAGUGGCUGCGGGGCACCGACGAGGAGGUCCCGGGAGGUGACAUGCAGUUUGCGGAGUUCAGCGACGCCAGAGGCACGUGUGCGCAGGCGUGUGCGGCGUCUGCAGCCGCCAGCUUGCUACCUGAGGUUGACUACUUGGUCGGGUGCCACUACGACCGCCCCACCAACCAGCUGUUCAUGCUGGCGGGCCACAACGACGGCCCGGUGGCCUUCCUGCCUGUGCUGGAACAGCAGGGACCGCACGGAGCCAUGACGGCGGCGGCGCUGGCCACCCCCGUUGUGGCGCUCGCGGGGGGGCACUCGUCCAUUGUGCGGUCGGUUCACUGCAUGGGCGAUGGGAACAGCGGCCCUUUCGGCGUGACGGGCGGAGAGGACGGCCUCGUGUGCAUGUGGACGUUGGAUCCCAGCCUGCUUGCGGCGGCGUCAGCGAGCAACCCAACGGCGGCACCCCCGGGCAGCGCCACCGCGGUUCAGGCGGCUGGUGGCCAGGGGACCUCGCAAACGCAGCCUUCGGGGGGGCCUGAACGGCAGCAUAAGUACGCAAAGAAGCGAGGGAAAAACAGGCGGCCUUCUCCGUACUAGCUUGCGAGCAACGGAAUACUUGACACAGCAGCUUAGGGAUGGUCCUGGUGUUGCUCGGUCGCUUCUGGGGUUGCUUGGAGUGCGCUGGUUGAAUUGAGUUGCCAGUCGCCCAAGGGAGCUGAAAAUGAGUACAGGAGUCGUUGGAAGACCUCGUGCACCACACAAGCAGGGAUGUAAAAUUGUUGCC
Molecule: messenger RNA, 1625 nt
Organism: Astrephomene gubernaculifera
Lineage: Eukaryota; Viridiplantae; Chlorophyta; Chlorophyceae; Chlamydomonadales; Astrephomenaceae
Source: the annotation of a GenBank genome assembly